UGCAUUUGUGGGACAAUUCUGAGAGGGAGCGCCACAUACCGUAUGAAAAGGAGGCCAGUACAUGCAUCAGAAGCGCUCCGCUCCAUUUCAAUUUGGAUUCAGGACGAGGGAACUGCAGCUCCACAAGCUAGCUGUGGUUAAAAGGAGAAGGAUGCUGAUGUCACGAGCUCAGAAUCCUUCAGCACAUUCCAUUACUUGCUUACACAAGAAGUCCUUGUUGAUGGAUGUGCAAGUUGAGCGGAAAUCCUCCAGCAAACAUAAUGAGAAUCGCACAAGCAGUCAAGGACAUAAGCUAACCCAAUGCCAUGCGCGUUGAGAGAAAUUGAGCGAGCGUGUCAUUCUGUGCUGGGCACAUUGUUGCAUUCCUUUUUGGAGGUAGAAUUGUUGAACAAAGAAGCUUAAGAGAGCCCUCCAAGCGCAGUCUGAUGGCCGAUUCGGCACUGCUGGGGUCAAGAUCUGUAUCCAUAUUGGCGAGGUUUAAUGACUACGAUGAGGUGGAGCAGUGGGUGGUAGUUUUGCUAUAUGUACAGGCUGGGUGCGCAAUGGUGGGGUCCUUGGGUUUCGAAUACUUGGGAAUCCACAGCACCAACCUAGUUCUGGCCCUGUUCGCACUUGUGGCGAUCGAGAGCAGCAGCCAGCGGCUAGGACGAUCGUAUGUGGGAUUCCUGGGACUGAUGCUUCUUCUGGACGUGGUAUGGCUGGCCAUUCUCGGGCCGGAACUCUGGAACGCGGAUAUGGGCGAGCUUGGGUGGCGCAAGGGCUGGUCGUUACGGGUCACGCUCGCGAUGGAGGCCCUGGGGUUCCUUGUCCGGCUGGGCUCGGUGGUGCUGUGGGUCAAGAUGUACCGGUUAGGGGUGUCGGAAGCAGACAACGGGUACCAUCCCGUCGACUUCGACAGCCGGAUAGAAGGAGGCGUUCCGAUCGACGACGGCGCGCUUGCAUUACUUGGGAACAACGGCGAGAGCGGGGGCUCCAUCUACAACCCGUCCACGUUCUCGGCUGUGUAUCCGAGCCAAUACCAAAGUUACUUCGUUCCACCUGAGAUGCAAUCGAGAGAAGCCCAGUCGGAAGCUUCCCUAUCAUGAUAGUCUGAUAAUGAUCGCCUUUGCCAGCCAAACCCAGUCUAGGAAAUGUAAUAACACAGUUCGUACUUCGUUAAACAGGUUAUAAGGUCGUCUGUGUCUGUGAAGGUCACGUACAGGGAGGGUGCUUUGCCACAAAGGAAAGUAGUGUACUGAGAAAGUCAGAUGCUGACUGCAAGAAAAUAGGAGGCACCCAUCACUAAGUAGCAUUAGCCUUGAAAGAGGCAACGAAAAGCGAUUGGAAGGUCAAGAGCCUACAGAGAGUCGUAAGUACUUAGGCUUCAUGAAGCCUGUUGCCACAUGCAUAUCAACUGGCAUGCACAUGCUACUGCCUACGGUAAUGAAACGCGAUCCGGAUUACGUACGCACGA
Klebsormidium nitens is the source of this 1453-nucleotide messenger RNA. NCBI's taxonomy places the organism in Eukaryota, Viridiplantae, Streptophyta, Klebsormidiophyceae, Klebsormidiales, Klebsormidiaceae. The record is from the annotation of a GenBank genome assembly.